AUGGAGGUUCCAGUAGGGCAGAAGAGCAAACAGCAAGAGUUCACUUUGGUCUCUGUUUCUGAGCUCUCGACGUCGUUUUCAACGGAUAUGUCUUCGCCUGUUGUUGCUCGGUUCUGCUUCGAUUCUGGAUUCGCAGAGCUUCGAUUGGGCCAAGAAUCUGGGCCGAAUGAUGAUAGUAACUUCGAUCUUCGAACUGCUCAGCUUUUCAAGUUAGGUCCUGCUCACUCGGUAUGCAUAUCUGAAGGUUUUGAUACCAGCAAAGAGAAAACCUAUUCAAGGGGAAUCACCAUUCGAUUUCGAACGGAGGCCGAGAGUAGAGCCUUUCAUUGUGCAUUUGAGCAAUGGCAGAAGGAAGUGGUUGUUCAAGGAUCACAUUUACCGAAUGGAGCUCUAUUGACUUCUAAGAGCAAAUUUGAUGAUAAAAUAGAGGCAUCUUCUGCCAAGAUGUAUUUCCAUUACUACGGGCAACUGCUACAUCAGCAAAAUAUGUUACAAGAUUAUGUGAGGACAGGAACUUAUUAUGCUGCUGUCAUUGAAAACCGUGCGGAUUUUAUUGGUCGUGUGGUAGUUGAUGUUGGUGCUGGCAGUGGCAUUUUGUCAUUAUUUGCUGCUCAGGCUGGUGCAAAACAUGUUUAUGCUGUGGAAGCAUCUGAAAUGGCCGAAUAUGCACGUAAACUUAUUGCUGGGAACCCCUCGCUGGGUCAAAGAAUUACGGUGGGUAUUCUUGUUUGCUUGCAAUUGAAUGUCUUUGCAAAUGUUGUUCGCUUGAAUACUAUUCCAUUUUCUCUGGGCACUUUGUCAUCGGACAUAUAG
This is a messenger RNA of Ilex paraguariensis (yerba mate), 813 nucleotides long. The record is from the annotation of a GenBank genome assembly. NCBI's taxonomy places the organism in Eukaryota, Viridiplantae, Streptophyta, Magnoliopsida, Aquifoliales, Aquifoliaceae.